Suillus subalutaceus is the source of this 522-nucleotide messenger RNA. RefSeq lists its product as uncharacterized. The record is from RefSeq and is a predicted model, not a curated record. Lineage: Eukaryota; Fungi; Basidiomycota; Agaricomycetes; Boletales; Suillaceae. The annotation marks the transcript as partial. The transcript has 2 exons.
GGUGAAAUCCAACGUCUCCUCAAAGAUACCUUCAGUAUAUCUCAAGAUGCGGAUCAUGAAGAUGUGUACUCAUAUGAGUAUGAAGAUUGCCCAGGCCCCAAUACCCAGAAUCCGGCCUUUGAUCUCAAACACAGAUCUAACACCCCCUGGAAUGCCAAAAUUCUUGAUAUUCUCCUUGAAGAAUUGAAAAAGAGGACCAUAGAAGAGGAGUGGCUGUUUCGGAGGUUGGAUGGAUAUUAUAAGGUGAUACUUGAAGAUCGCUACAAGUGGUUGUGGACAGUCUGGAGAGCAGCACAACCAAAGGUUACAGCAAAGGGUGGCUUGGAGACUGCGGCAGAAGUGGAGGAGAGGUUAAUUGCAAAAAGAGACGAAAAUCUGAAGUCGGUUUGCCAAACAACUUGUCGGCAAAAUAAAUAUCUCCGCAGAGCGAAAGUUCUGGAGCAAGUUAUCGAACUGAAGAAAGAUGGUGAGGACAAGGACCUACCAGCUUGGCAGUGGCUUCAAAAACUAAUCAAGAUGCUG